AUUUGCUAUUGUUAUUUUUAGUUGCUAACCAUACCAAAAAUAAUGCGGAAACAUGUCGGAUGCUUGAAAAUGAAAGAAAAAGUAAUUGCAACUCAAUUUCUUCCGAGCACGAAAGUACAAAUAGUUCGAUUGGCCCUGCAGUUUUGAAGGAUAAUUGCAGUCUCUCAACUCCAAAUAUGUCGCCGAAAGGUCAAAAUCUUUUCAUGAAAGACCAGUUACUGUAUUUAGCCAAACUUUUAGGGUUUGAAGUGGACUUUUCGGAUUAUCCCAAGGGUAAUCACAACGAAUUUCUUACAAUAGUUAUGCUUUCAACUAAUCCACCACAAAUUUGCCAUGGAGUCGGAAUAAAUGCUAAGGAAUCUCAAGAAGACGCUGCAAAGAAUGCUUUAAAAAUUCUCAGUGAAAUGGGUUUAAACAAUGCAGUUAAAACAUAAUUUCAAUUUUCAACUUUACUUCGGAAAUAUGUAAUGCAAUUAUUGUAAUAAAGAUACCUUUAAAGCCUAUUCUUUUUAAA
Molecule: messenger RNA, 514 nt
Organism: Lucilia sericata (common green bottle fly)
Lineage: Eukaryota; Metazoa; Arthropoda; Insecta; Diptera; Calliphoridae
Product: maternal effect protein staufen-like
Exons: 2
Coding region: 60-434 (124 amino acids)
Source: RefSeq, a predicted model, not a curated record